ACUUCUUUAUACACGUUUAUUUCUCUUUUAGAUUAAGAACAGGUGCGACAAAAUGAAGUUUAGAGUUUUGUCUACCUUUUUUCUCCUCACAUUUGCAAAUGGAACAUGGGAAUAUGAUCAUUUUAUUCACCAGGAUUCUUUUCUAGUUGCUGAACUUGGAAGUGUUGUGAUUAUACCCUGCUCUCAUUCAGACGACUAUAUAAAUACUGUUUUAUGGUAUAAACAUUCUGUUGGAAAGAAACCACUUCUCAUAGCGUAUUCAGAACAUGGCUCUGCAAGUGUUACAUAUGAAAUUGGCUUUGACAAUCCAAACCGAUACUUUAUCAGAUCAGAAACUGACUCUAUUAAUUUGACCAUCAAACACUUGGAAGAAUAUGAUUUUGCAACCUACUAUUGUGGUGUGAGUUUCUUGAACAUAAUUAAAUUUGGAGAAGGCACGAUUCUUCUACGUAAAGAGGGUGAUGAAAUGAUAAGGACCACGGUUCUCCAGCAGCCUGUAUCUGACAGACUUCAUUCAGGAGAUUCAGUGACUCUGCAGUGUUCAGUCAUCGGUCAGAUCUGUGCAGGAGAAUACAGCGUCUACUGGUUCAGACAUUCAUCAGGACAUUCUGAUCCAGGAAUCAUUUACACCCAUGAUAACAGCAGUGAUCAGUGCAUGGAGAGAUCAGAGAGUGCCUCUUCUACCCAGAGCUGUGUCUACAGUCUCUCUCAGACUGAACUCACACCAACUGAUACUGGAGUUUAUUACUGUGCUGUUGCCACAUGUGGGAAGAUACACUUAGGAAAUGGAACUAAGUUGAUUAUUGAAGAUUUCAUCUGGAAUCCAAUUACUUUAGUCCUGGCAACACUGAACAUCGUGACCAUGAGUGUGAUUGUAACGCUUCUGAUAAUAAUUCAAAAGAUCCACAUCAGAGGUGCCUUGAAUCAUCCCAGAAAUCCAUGGAAGCAGAUCGUGGAUAUUGAUAACUUACACCAAGAGGAUACACGAGUCAUUUAUACGACCUCAUCAUGAUCUGAUUGAGAGUAAUGAUGGCUUUAACAUCUCUGCAGGACAACUGCCCUCCAGCAACAGGAUUGGACACCUGUGCCUUGCAUAAAGGGGACAAAAUGUCUCCACAAACAUCUAAAAUCCUUGUCCUUGUGGGUAAUUUUUUUUUUUUUUUCUCAUUGAGGAAAACAGCUUAUAAAUGCUUUUAAAAAAGAACGUUUUGUGUGAGAGGGAUAGAAAAUUUAAAUUUAUAAUACAAUAAAAAAUACAAGUUUGAAAUUUAAAAACAAUUACAUCUAUGGAAUAUGCCCAUAAACACGGAGACCCAGUGUGUGUGUUUAAUUUCAUUGCAUAAGAUUUGGCAAGCUUACAGUACUUGUUUUUAUAAGUUAUAUGUGUUACAAUGAGACUUUUAGUUAUACUUUUUAGUUAUAUAUUUUUUUUCACCACAGAUUAUCUAUAAAAUAAGCAUUAUCCAAUUCAGUCAUAUCAAAUAGAUUUUUGUAAUUCUCAUAGUAUUAACUAGUUUAACGCCGUUUAGGCUAGGCAUACAUUUCUAUGUAAAAGAGAAGAAUUACUUCUGAGGGUGAACUUCUACAGUCUUUUAUAAAUAUUAGCCCUUCUCUUCCACCAGGCUCAGGUUGAUUCCAUAUCAGAGGUCGGUUCUAUUAAUUAAUUGUUUCUCCUGUUUGAGUUUGGUAUAAUUUUAUGUCUUUUUGUGAUUGUGUC
Carassius auratus (goldfish) is the source of this 1717-nucleotide messenger RNA. RefSeq lists its product as uncharacterized. Lineage: Eukaryota; Metazoa; Chordata; Actinopteri; Cypriniformes; Cyprinidae. Gene Ontology annotation, biological process: response to bacterium. The transcript has 6 exons. The coding region runs from base 53 to 1012 and encodes 319 amino acids. The record is from RefSeq and is a predicted model, not a curated record.